AUUAAACAUUUUCCACAAAAAUCACGUUGUGAUUUAAUUCAGCUAUAGCUAUGUCAAUGGUGAUGGACCUCGGCUUUCCAAGCUUCGAUUAUAGCACGACCACCAUGACAGCCGCAUCCGCGGACGAGGGCUGCAACUGGAACACCUGGUCGCCGGUGGUCGACUGGAAGGCGCUCUCCGGCGACCAGGAAGACUUCCAAAACCUCAUUGAUUCAAUGAUGGAUGAAAAUGUAGUGUUGCACCCUAUUGAUCAACUUGAAGAAACAGAGGAAGAAGAAGAGUACAACAAUUUAUCCCCAGAGUACAACAUGGCGGAGGCCGAGGACUCGAAGGGGGUGCGACUCAUCCACCUCCUCACGGCGGCAGCGGAGGCAGUGGUGGGCCCCAACGAGUGCCGCGGAUUGGCCAGGGUGAUAUUGGUUCGGCUCAAGGAGUUGGUGUCGCCAACCGACGGCACCAACAUGGAGAGGCUCGCGGCCUACUUCACCGACGCCUUGCAGGCGCUGCUCGACGCUGCCUCCGGAGGAAAACAUCCCCUCGGCGUCGAGCACCACCGGACCGACGUCCUCGCGGCGUUCCAAUUGCUGCAGGACAUGUCCCCUUAUGUCAAAUUUGGCCAUUUCACGGCCAAUCAAGCAAUAUUGGAGGCUGUGACUCAUGAUCGUAGGGUCCACAUAGUGGACUAUGACAUCAUGGAGGGGAUCCAGUGGGCCCCACUAAUGCAGGCCCUCGCCUCGAGGAAAGACGGCCCACCGGCCCCUCACCUCAGGAUCACCGCGGUCUCGAGGAGUGGGACCGGGCGCCGCUCGUUCAGCGCCGUCCAGGAGACUGGGCGGCGCCUGGCGAACUUUGCGGCCUCGAUUGGGAAACCGUUCUCGUUCCACCAAUGCCGGCUGGAUGCUGACGAGACGUUCAGGCCAUCCUCUUUGAAAUUGGUUAGAGGAGAAGCCCUGGUGGUCAAUUGUAUGUUGCACUUGCCACAUUUUACUCACCGGGCCCCGGAUUCAAUCGCAUCAUUUCUAUCCGGGGCUAGGACCCUAAACCCGAGGCUAAUUACCCUAGUGGAGGAGGAGACGGCCCCCCCGAGCGAAGGGGGAUUCUUGGGCCGGUUCAUGGACCUUUUGCACCACUUCUCGGCCAUUUAUGACUCGUUGGAGGCAGGAUUCCCGAUGCAGUGGCGGGCUCGAGCUUUAGUGGAGAGAGUUUUUCUCGGGCCACGGAUUAUGGGGUCGUUGGCCCGGAUGUACCGGGCCCGAGAGACGGGGGAAGGAUGCUCUUGGGGGCAAUGGAUGGGUGCAGUUGGGUUUCAUCCGGUGAACAUAAGUUUUGCCAAUCAUUGUCAAGCUAAAUUGCUAUUGGGACUAUACAAUGAUGGGUAUAGGGUUGAGGAAUUGACAUCUAAUAAAUUAGUUCUUGGAUGGAAGUUACGGCGCCUACUUUCUGCUUCUAUUUGGACAUCUCAAGAUUGUGAUUUGUAAUUUAAUUUAAUUUGAGUUUGAGUUUGAGUUUGAGUUUGUUUUAUUUGGAAUUGUCGCAUAUUUGAUAUAUCUAUGUACAUAUAUUUGAGAUUGAGAGAAUGUAUAUUAGAGA
Messenger RNA from Salvia splendens (bonfire salvia), 1590 nucleotides. Its product is annotated as protein NODULATION SIGNALING PATHWAY 2. The transcript has a single exon. The record is from RefSeq and is a predicted model, not a curated record. NCBI's taxonomy places the organism in Eukaryota, Viridiplantae, Streptophyta, Magnoliopsida, Lamiales, Lamiaceae. Bases 51 to 1478 code for a protein of 475 amino acids.